Messenger RNA from Hemiscyllium ocellatum (epaulette shark), 4231 nucleotides. RefSeq names its product NACHT, LRR and PYD domains-containing protein 12-like. Gene Ontology annotation, molecular function: protein binding. The record is from RefSeq and is a predicted model, not a curated record. Lineage: Eukaryota; Metazoa; Chordata; Chondrichthyes; Orectolobiformes; Hemiscylliidae. The transcript has 13 exons. The coding region runs from base 147 to 3218 and encodes 1023 amino acids. Gene Ontology annotation, cellular component: cytoplasm.
CAAACGAGGAGCAGUUCCGUGUUGACGGUGGGAGUUUUGUCCGUUGGUGAGCAAUGUAUUUAAUGUUCCCAGUGAGAGGAACAUCAGAAUCUGGAAACACCUAUCAACAGCAUUGCUGACUGAUUGAACAGGGAAGAAGAUCCAACAUGUCAGAAGGUGGGAGAAUGGAUGCAGACCCAGAUGCCAUAAUCACUAAGUUCUUGGCAGCGUGUAAGAGCUAUCACUUAUUCCAGUUGACGAAGUUCUACUGGCACAGACUUGAACAGGCGAUUGAAGAAGAGGUGGAUGGUGUCAGCUCAUUGUUAAAAGAUAAGAAGCAUUUCAAUGAAAAAGAACAUUUGGCAAUCACUGAGCUCGUGGAGAAGGGAAACCGGGCGGACAGUUCCAAAGUGCUGCUAAAUCUGGUGAUGGAGAAAGACCCUCAGGCCCAAAGGGUGAUGUGGGAUUCCUUUGUGAAAAAGCACCAUGCCUCGCCAAAGUUGGAUGAAAUACUGAAAGAAAUAGAGGGAUAUGGUCUUGAUCCAUUUCAUUACAUGGAUAUGAUCCGAAAGUUAUCUGAAAUACCCAGCCAUCUGAAAGGUGUUCAGCAGAAACACAAGGAGACACUCCGUGUCCAAACUGAAAAACUGAGAGUGAACACUAUCCUAAUAAAGGAGAAGGUGAAGAUUUUCCAGCUGGUUGAUCGAUACACUGAGCUAACAGUUAUUUCUCCUGUUCGAGGUCGGACACUUGUAGAAGGUGAACUGCUGGCAAGAGGCCGAGACUAUGAAGAGCAGAGAGAGAGACUUCUCCGAACUGAACUGGAAAAAACCCAAGUUGAUCAGUUGUUCCAAUGCAACAUUUCCAGGGGAAAGUCCAAACCUGGGAUUUCAGCAGUAAUAAGUGGAGCCCCAGGAAUUGGAAAAUCAACAAUGGUCCAAAAGGUGGUUCAUGACUGGGCCACUGGGAAAAUAUACCCAGAGUUCCAAUUUGCAUUCAGUUUUAAAUUCCGGGAUUUGAAUGCUCUUAAUUGUCGGAUAAACCUGAGGAAUCUGGUAUUGGAUCAGUAUCCUUACUUUGGGAAUAUUCUGGAAGAGGUCUGGAAGAACCCAGAGGGAUUGCUCUUCAUAUUCGAUGGUUUGGAUGAAUUCAAGGAGAGUAUUGAUUUUUCUGACAGUCGGAGAGAUACAGAACCUCAGUUCAUGUGCACAGAUCCUGAAUGUUGGUGUGAAGUGUCUGACAUUGUGUAUAGUUUAAUCCAGCACAAGCUGCUCCCUGGAUGUUCAGUGCUAGUGACCAGCCGGCCCACUGCAUUGCAUUUAUUGGAAAAGGCAGAUAUCAGCAUCUGGGCUGAAGUCCUGGGAUUUGUUCGUGAUAAACGGAAGGAAUAUUUCAACAGGUUUUUUGACGAUCAGACAGUGUCAGCAGCUGUUUACAAAUACGUGGAGGAGAAUGAGAUCCUGUACACCAUGUGCUACAACCCCUCGUACUGCUGGAUCCUCGGUCUCUCACUGGGUCCCUUCUUCACACAAAGGGGCAGGCAACUGCAGCAGGUUCCCAAGACCAUCACCCAACUGUAUUCCUACUAUAUUUACAACAUUCUGACAAACCAUAGCCGUCCGAUUGAAAACCCCCGUGAUGUGUUUCUGAAGCUUGGUGAGAUGGCCUUCACUGGCAUCUCUGAGAAGGAGAUUGUGUUUAGAAAUGGAGACUUGAUUCAGCACAGUCUGCAUCCUUCUCAGUUCCUGUCUGGAUUUAUGAUGGAACUUUUGGAGAGAGAUGAGUCUGCACAGAUUGUGUGCUACACAUUCCCACAUCUCACCAUCCAAGAAUUCGUAGCGGCCCUGGCCCAAUUCCUGACUCCCGAUCCCAAGGACAUUCAGAAAUUGCUCAGUGAGGCCCAUAGUAAGGAAGAUGGGCGAUUUGAAAUUUUCAUCUGUUUUGUUGUGGGUCUCUCCUCCCCACAGUCAGCUCAUCCUCUGGAAAACUUUCUGUGUCCAUUUCUUCAUCAGACAGUCUGUCAGGUCAUUGAUUGGGUGAAGGACAAUGUUAAAGGACAGAUUGGAAACACUAAGACUAUAACUGGUAAAAGAAAACUCCUGAAUACAUUGCACUACCUGUUUGAGUCUCAGAGUAAAUCACUCACACGGGACUCAGUGAAAGAUGUGGAAACGCUUUCAUUAAGUGACUUGAGACUGACCCCAAUAGACUGUGUCGUCCUCUGUUUUGUUAUUGAAUUCAGUGAUUCAAUCAAAGAACUUGAUCUUGAGAACUGCUGCAUUCAGUAUGAAGGACUGCAGCAAUUGGGACCCGUACUUCACAAAUGCCAAGAGCUGAGGCUGGGACGUAACAAAGUGGGAGAUUUAGGAGUGAAGCUAUUGUCUAAGGUUCUGAGGAAUCUGGACUGUAAACUGCAGCACCUCGGUCUCAACAAUAACAUGCUCACAGAUUCUUGUGCGGACGAUCUCAGCUCCAUUCUAAGUACAAGUCGCUCACUGACCGUUGUGAACCUGAAUGAUAAUAAAUUGGGAGAUUCAGGAAUAAAGCUGCUGUCAGCAGCUCUGAGGAACCUGAACUGUAAAAUACAGAAAGUGGAGCUUCGUGACAACAAUCUCUCAGAGUCUUGUGCUAAGGAUCUCGCUGAAAUACUCAAAACAAACCAGUCACUGAUAGAACUAAACCUCGGAAAUAACAAGUUGAAACAUUCAGGAGUGAAACUACUGUCUGAAGAGGCUCUGGAGAAACCUCAUUGCAAACUACAGAAGCUAUUGCUGUACAGAAAUGGUCUGACAAAAUCUUGUGUUCAGGUUCUCAGCUCUGCCCUCAGUAAAAACCAGUCUUUAAUAGAACUGAACAUGAAUAGUAACAAUUUGGGAGAUUCAGGGAUGAAACUACUGCGUGCAGUUCUGGGGAACUCAGACUGCAAACUACAGAAACUGCAUUUGUGUGACGUCAAUCUCUCAGAUUCUUGUGCUCAAGAGCUCUCCACUGGUGUCAGUACAAACCAGUCAUUGAAAGUUCUGGAUCUGGGAUCAAAUUCCCUCACAGAUCAGUUUGUCCCCGCUGUCAUCCGUCUCAUACAGACCUGCAGAUGUUUGGAGCUGAUUGGGCUGUGGGAGAAUCGGUUCAGUCCAAAUGGAAAGAGGCAUCUAAAGUCACUGCAGGAAUCUCGAGGUGGACUGACUGUUUCGUUCGGGGAAUCUUUCUGUGUUAUGGACCAGCCUGACCGCGACUACUAAUCUCUCCGCGGUCCCCUCAAAAUAUCUUAAGAAGGCAAGGAUGCCCGGAGGCAUGGUACGUUGGGGAAACUGACCAAAGGCUACGACAACGGAUGAAUGGGCACCGCACAACAAUCAACAGACAGGAGGGUUCCCUCCCAGUUGGGGAACACUUCAGUGGUCCAGGACAUUCAGCCUGGGACCUUCGGGUGACCAUCCUCCAAGGUGGACUUCGGGACAGGCAGCAGAGGAAAGUGACCGAGCAGAGGCUGAUAGCUAAGUUCGGUACCCAUAGGGAGGGCCUCAACUGGGACCUUGGGUUCAUGUCACAUUACAGGUGACCACCAUUGCACUGCACACACACACACACACUCACAUACACACGCGCACAGGUACACACAGACGCGCACACAGACACCCAUACACACCCUUAUAGACACACACUCCCACACUCCCACAUGCACCCCCUCAUAGACUUAAGACACUCUGCACUCACUACACACACACACACACACACAACCCCCACCCCAGACAGACACACACACACACACACACAGACAAAGACCCACGUGCCCACGUAUAUUUUGUGUGGUGAAUUUGUACUUGCAGAGUUACAUUAUACUUUGCUCAAAAACUGCAUACAUUCAUGUAGAACUCUGAGCUCAAAAACUGCAUGAAUUUAUGUAAAACUCUGUUAUCUCACUUUUUAGAUUAGAAUCAAUCUAAACAUCAGAUCAUAGACAGAGAACACAGGGGGCUAACACCUUCAACAUAUUGUCUAGCUAUCACCAUUACUAACAGCUAACCCGAGAAUGCAACUUUUAAAAAAAGUUUUGUGAUUUACACAUGAAAGAAGUGAAACUGUCACUGUAUUCUAACAGAUGAAAGGCUUAACAAACAAUUUCUCAAUGUAUAAUUUCAGUUACAUCACACUGUAAAUUUUUGUUAUAAAUUCUGUGUUACGAUCGAGCCCUCCACUAUCACCUGAUGAAGGAGCGUCGCUCCGAAAGCUAAUGUGCUUCCAAUUAAACCUG